Molecule: messenger RNA, 1494 nt
Organism: Trypanosoma cruzi
Lineage: Eukaryota; Euglenozoa; Kinetoplastea; Trypanosomatida; Trypanosomatidae
Product: dispersed gene family protein 1 (DGF-1), putative
Exons: 1
Source: RefSeq, a predicted model, not a curated record
GCGGUGUCUGUGCGUGGGGCUGUGAGCGUGUCGGCCUCCGCAGUGGCGCUUGUGCGGAGCGACUUUGUGUCGACGGAGGACUACGCGGUGGCGUUUUAUUCGACGGUGAGUCUGGCCGACGGGUCGAUGCUGCUGGCGAAGGGCAACGUGCACGACGGCGUCUCGAGGGAGAUGCUCUACGCCACUGGCGCCGUGACCGCUGCUGGGAGCACGCUGAGCUUUGUGCGCAACCGAGCGCUGCUGCCGCGGAUGCUAUCGCUGAGCCUGUCGCUUGCGGCUGGGGCGCAUUUGAGGGUGGCGUGCAACGACGCUGGUGGGCGUGUCCUGUCGACGGCGGAGGAGUACGCAGCGGCUGGUUUUGGCGACGCUGGGAGCAUCGACGUUGUUGGGUGCGACGACUGCGACAGGGACACUUACUGCUACGCGCCCGGGACGGUGUCUGCGAGCAUGAGGAACGGUGUGUGCGUGUGCGCGUGCGGCAGCGGCGGGUACGGCGAGGCGUGCGUGCCUGUGGGAGCUCCCGCGCUGCCGCCUGCCAUGGGCACUGUGCUGAGUGUGUUUGUCCGCGAGGGCGUGACGGUGCGGUCGGUGUUCGUUGUGCCUGCCGGUGCGAGCGAGGUGACGCUGCGCCACGUUGUGCUGGACGGCGUGAGUCCGGUGCUCUACGUGCCGUGGAUGGCGCGAGACGGCGUGCGGAUCGUUGUGCAGAACGUGUCGCUGCUGAACGGUGCCGUGCUGUACUUGAUGGGCGGUGGAGCGUUGCGCGGUGCGGUGUCGGCGGGGAGCGACGAGAGCGGGCCGGUGGAGCUGUCGAUUUGCGAUGUGGAGGCGCUGAACGGUGCGCUUGUGCUGACCGGCACGUUCCCUGCGGGGUCCGUGCUGACGGUGGCGGACUCCCUGCUGGUUGCCGCGAGGCCGACGCCGCUUGUGUAUCUUCCCGGCUCGCGGUCCUCGCCGUACGCACCGGUGCUGGUGCUGUCGGGCCUGCGGCUUGUGCGGUCCGUGCUGGUUGUGUACGGCGUGGCCCUCGUGACCGUGAUGACUGGUGGGCGGACGGUGGUGGUGGACGGCGCGGUGCUGGAGCUUGUCGGUGGCGGUGUUGCGCUGGACGCGGCUGUGCUCGGUGGCGACUAUGCGUUGUACGCGAGUGCGCGUGUGGUGGCGUCUGGGGGCGCUGUGCUGCGCGUGUCGGGGAGCCAGGUGUACGCCGCGCAUGGGCUGGUGUUUGACAGCGGAGUGGAGGCCAACGCGUCCGCCGUCGUAGUGAACGACAACGCCGGUGCGCUGACCGAUGGCGCGCUGCUGGAGCUGCGGGGGUCGGCGUCGUUUGUUUCCGGGUCGUGGCUGUCGGUGCGCGGCAACAGCGUCAGUGGCAGGCUUCUGUCGGUGCCGUCGUACCCGCGUGGUGCGGAGCUCGCACAAAGCACACUGACGCUCCACGGGAACGCCGGCAGUGGGCACGUCGUGAUGGACGGCACCGUAGAGCUUGGGGGC